GUGAGUACACAGUGAGUGAGCACUCAGAGCAGAGAUUGAGGGGACAGAGAGAGAGAGAGAGAAUGGCCUCUGACUCGGACAGUAAUGCUAACUGGUGCGAGCCCUCUUCCCUGAAGCGGGGUGACCUGCUGGAGGUGUCCCGCACUCUCUUCACUCACUAUGGGAUUUAUCUGGGAGGACAGAAGGUGGCUCACCUGAUGCCCGACAUCCUGCCCUUGUUCACCGAUGACCAGAAGCUGAUCCAGGAGGUAGUGACCAACCAGCGCCUGAUCCUGGGCGUUAUCUGCAGGACGGCGAGUAUCCGGGUGGACUCGGUGGAGGAUUUUGCUUAUGGAGCCUGUAUCCUGGUGAACCACAUGGACUCUAUGUGCAAGAGCCCUGUGCUUCCCGGGGAAGAGGUGGCGAGGAGAGCAGAGAAACUGGUGGGAAGCACAGAGUACAGCCUGCUCUGGAACAACUGUGAACAUUUUGUCACUCACUGUAGGUACGGCACCGCAGUCAGCAUCCAGACUGACAAGUUCUGUGAAGCAGUGAAGACUGUAAUUCGGGACCAAAGGAGCGUUUUUGUCACUGCUGCUUUAGGACUUGCCGGGAUUUUUUGCCUGGGUUUUGGGCCCUCCACCACUCUCCCUACAGUCCUCAUACCAUUCUUCCUAUGGAUGGCUGGCUAAUUUAUGCAGUGACUUGCAAUGCAAUGUAAAUAUGUGUUAUAGCAGUCUAAUUAUGUACAAAGAGAAGCAAUAUGAUUUAUAAAUAUUCACCCAUUUCAGUAAAAAUUAAUUUGUCCCUUUUGUGAGAUGUAGCUCCAUUAAUACAUAAAACAAAAUUGGAUUUGGCUUACUCAUGUACUGAAUAGACUCCUAAAAUCAAAUAUUUUAAUGAGACUUUCUUGCUUCAUAACAUUAAAGAUAUGCUAUGUUUGAAAUCUUGAAUUUUUAAAAAAUAAUUUUAUAUUUUGACUAUUCCUCUAUGUUUUGUCUUUUACUUAUACUAACUGUUCAGUUUUGGCCAUAUGGACAUCAUACUCCAUGGAUUGUAUAUCCAAAUAUGUAUUUGGUCAGUGAACAUUAAUAGUUUUUUUUAAAUGGCACUAUAAAUACU
Molecule: messenger RNA, 1101 nt
Organism: Rhincodon typus (whale shark)
Lineage: Eukaryota; Metazoa; Chordata; Chondrichthyes; Orectolobiformes; Rhincodontidae
Product: lecithin retinol acyltransferase
Exons: 2
Coding region: 63-671 (202 amino acids)
Biological process (GO): retinol metabolic process
Molecular function (GO): phosphatidylcholine-retinol O-acyltransferase activity
Source: RefSeq, a predicted model, not a curated record